AUGAAAAUUUCGAGGAAGUAUCAGAAACUUAUAACGAAACGUGAAAGUGCAUUUUCAAUUGAUGCUAAAUACCGAAAUCGAAUCAAUCGGCGUUGCGGUGAUAUUCAUUCGUAUUAUUUGCCAGCCUUAAAUGAAUGCUAUCGUAUUUAUCAGACACCUUACGAUAAUCUUAAUGCCAGUUAUGAUGGUGAUAGAAAUGAAUUAGCUUACGGUACAAGUCAAUAUGAUUAUAUGUACAAUUGUUGGGAGCUUUAUCGCGGGAAACUACUCGAUAUCAGGGAAGUAGCGAUAAAAGAGAAAAUACAAUUGGUGAAAAAGAUAGCCUUGCAAUUUUAUAAUAUUACCGGACAACGUGAUGCUAUUCGGGUAGGCUUUAUGAUAAGUAAAAAUUAUGAAAUAAUGUCCCAGAAUGGUACUUUUUACGACAUAUUGGAUGGAGUAGACGUGAAAAUGGAUCCCAUUGAACCAUGCGAUAAUAUUUGCUGUAUUGUUAUAAAAUCGGAUAAAAUUGAUGAGGUAGAAAUGGAACAGGCAAGUUGCGAUCAUUCCUUAUCGAUACCCAACUUUUUUUGCCAGAAAAAGGGAAAUGCUAGAAAAUGCCAAAAUUAG
Messenger RNA from Cercopithifilaria johnstoni, 609 nucleotides. NCBI's taxonomy places the organism in Eukaryota, Metazoa, Nematoda, Chromadorea, Rhabditida, Onchocercidae. The record is from the annotation of a GenBank genome assembly.